AGGCAUUGACAGUUAGACGUCGGAUUCACGCAGUGCAUUCGGAGUUGAAGCUGGUCGUGGAAUCGCGUGAUGUUGAAAAGGUUGAGGCCAUGAUCGCCGAGUGCAGGAACUUGGGCUUACCUGAGCAGGAUUUCCUUGACGCCUGCAAAUUGAAGCAAAUUAUGGAUGAGAUGCUCGUCCAAUUGCGGGCUUGUGUUGGGAGCCAAGAUGUGCCCGAAAUGGAUCGACAGAUAAAAGUUUGCGAAGAUUUUGGAAUCGUCUCGCAUGAGAUCCAUUCUGCAAAGGUUCAAAAGUUGAAAAUCCAGGAGCUGCUUCAGCAGCUUCAAGCUUCUGUGUCGCGGCAAGAUUUGGCUGCUUUGAGGACAGUGCUCAAGGAUUGCAAAGAAUCUAACCUGCGGCAGGAAUACAUGGAAGAGGCCUUAGAUUUGAAGGCCCACAUGGAGGCCCUGCUGGCACAAGUGAAUGCUGCGAAGGAUAGUAGGGAUUUGGGCCGAAUUCGCCGAGCGCUUGCUGCGUGCGAAGAAUGCAGGGUUUCCCCAGCUUUCCUUGCAGAUGCAACGCGGGUGCAAGCAGAGCUUGAAAACUUGUUUGGGAAGUUGCAAGAAGGUGUGUCUGCCCGAAACUUGAAUCUCUUGAAUCCAGCGAUUGGAGCAUGUAGAGAUUACGGGGUUCCUGACAUGCUUUUGCAAGAAGCUUUGAGCCUUCGGGACAGCAUCCACGAGAUCCUUUCUAAGAUCCAGGUCGCAGCAGAUUCGAGAGAUAUAAGCCUUCUCAGCGGUGCCCUUCUUGAGUUUCAACGUGCUGGCUUGCCUCCUUUGCCUGAAGUCGACGCAGCUCAAACCCUAAAGACGAAGAUUGAGGAAAUGCUGGCGCGGCUGAGUGUUGCUGUGCAGUUGCUUGACAUUCGGGUUCUGAAGGCUGCCAUUGCUGAAUGCGAAGCGGCGGGUCUUCCAGAACAUGAUCUGAAUGAGGCUUUUCUUGCCAAGUCGGGAAUCGAACGCAUGCUGGCAACUUUGAAUUUCUCCAUCGACUGCCAAGAUACGGCAGGAAUCUCAGCAGCCAUCAAGGAGUGCCCAAUAGAUUUGCUCCGCGCAACGGUCGAAGAAUGCCGUGCAGCCAACGUUCUUCAAGUUACAAUUGACGAGGCUUUGCAGUCAAGAGCCUUGGGUAUGACUGAUGCUGAUCGCCGGAUGAUCAUGGGUUUUGGCAAAGAUGAUGAGAAGAGGGCUUCUUACAACAAAGCUGUUGCGUUGCUACACGAAUCUAUCCAAAGUGGCCGGAGUGUGCCACCUGAAUUUGAGGAGUUGAUGAAUGAACUCAUCGUCAACCAUGUAAUGUAGUAGCCUCAAUGUGAAGCCCGUUGGCCGCAUGCGCACGCAUGCGACCUGAGAUGUUGAGCGCAUUUCACCUGUUGCGCAACCAGCGUCAAACAAUUGAGUGCUUCGGGCGAGGAACAGGCGGAGAGAU
Messenger RNA from Cladocopium goreaui, 1467 nucleotides. The record is from the annotation of a GenBank genome assembly. Lineage: Eukaryota; Dinophyceae; Suessiales; Symbiodiniaceae.